AUGUCACCAUCAUUCGGCAGCACGGCUUCCAACAGCACAUCGACAUCUCCUCCAGAGAGCCCAAACAUCCGCACCCCGCCAGAGCUCACCCCGCCAACGACCGCUUCGAUGGCCCGGACAGGCGACGUUGACCAGGGGUCGUCUCUGGGCGAGCCGAAGAACCUGGGCGCAUCAGACUUUGACCUCAACCACCACCACCACCACGACAGUGCGCAGUCGCUGCCCGAGCCCGGGCACUUUACUGCGCGGUCCCCCGUAGUCCCAGCUACGCCUGGCAACCCCUUUGCUUCAUCGUCACAGCCCGUUGCAACAGCCCACUCGCGCGAGCGACAAGGCGGCCACCACCCUCGACCCACGAUCAACACUGGUUUCAUUGAGGGUGCACCGUUAUCGUCCUCCCCCAUGUCAGCAUACACGCCAGCAGAUGGAAAGAAGGAGCCCCCAGAGCUCGGCUCCCCGUACUCGGGCCAGGGACAACAGUACCCCCUGUCCCGCACGAACGGUGCUCCUCCAUAUCCGUCAGGUCCAUCCAUGGAGCCGGCACCCACCCGCUUCUACGACUCGGUGCCGUACUGGCUCGGCAUGUACUUUUUCUUCAACCUCGGCCUGACCCUCUUCAACAAGGUCGUGCUCGUCUCCUUCCCAUUCCCCUACACCCUCACCGGUUUGCAUGCCCUUUCUGGUUGUGCCGGUACAUACAUUGCCUUGGAACGAGGCGCCUUUACGCCUGCUCGUCUGUCGCAGAAGGAGAACCUUAUCCUUGGAGCGUUCUCGGUCCUCUACACCAUCAACAUCGCGGUCAGCAACAUUUCACUUCAAUUGGUGACUGUGCCUUUCCACCAAGUUGUUCGUGCCGCGACACCGCUGUUCACCAUCUUCAUCACUGCCGUUCUCCUCCGCCAGAGGUUUAGCGCAAGGAAGCUCGUCAGCCUCCUCCCCGUGGUUGCCGGUGUCGGUUUCGCCACCUAUGGCGACUACUACUUUACCACUUGGGGUCUUGUCCUCACGUUGCUGGGCACAUUCCUUGCCGCGCUCAAGACUGUGGUUACCAACGUUAUCCAGACCGGCGGUGGCGGCAGGCUCAAGCUCCACCCUCUCGACCUGCUCAUGCGCAUGUCUCCGCUCGCGUUUGUCCAGUGUGUAUUCUACAGCUGGUACACUGGCGAGCUCGAGCGCGUGAGGCGAUACGGUGCCACGCAGAUGACGCGCUCCAAGGCCAUCGCACUCCUCGUCAACGGCGUGAUUGCGUGCGGACUCAACAUUGUCUCGUUCACCGCCAACAAAAAGGCCGGCGCGUUGACCAUGACCGUGUCUGCAAACUGCAAGCAGGUCCUGACCAUUGCCCUCGCCGUCGUCCUCUUCAACCUCAACAUUACCUUUACAAACGGCAUUGGCAUCUUCCUCACCCUCUGCGGCGGCGGCUGGUACGCCUAUGUCGAGUUUUCGGAGAAGAACAAGCGCACAGCUCUCGCAGCAAGUGCCAACAACAAGGCCCCCUCCCGGGUGUAG
Apiotrichum porosum is the source of this 1509-nucleotide messenger RNA. It is a transcript of the gene DRP1, whose product is annotated as UAA transporter. Gene Ontology annotation, cellular component: Golgi apparatus. Gene Ontology annotation, molecular function: antiporter activity. Bases 1 to 1509 code for a protein of 502 amino acids. Lineage: Eukaryota; Fungi; Basidiomycota; Tremellomycetes; Trichosporonales; Trichosporonaceae. The transcript has 4 exons. The record is from RefSeq and is a predicted model, not a curated record.